AUGAGGCAAAAGGUAGUGCUAAUGGCGACGUUUGGACUCGGCUUCUUCACUUGCGCAAUCUCAGUCAUCCGCCUCACAACGCUAAAGAGCUCAUCAACCUCCACCGACGCAACAUACAACACCGUCAUCGCCGGAGUCUGGUCAAUAACAGAGCUAAGCUGUGCCAUAAUCUGCGUCUGCGUCCCGACCCUCCGCCCUCUACUCGGCGGGCAGAGCCCUAGGGUGCGACCACCCUCUUACCUCCGACCCAACAUCGAAGAGAGCGCCGACACAGAGCUCUACACGCAGUCCGACGGCGACGGCGGGGUAACGAGCAAACCAGAGCGAUCACGAGGCGAUUCGUGUGACCACCCGACCAGCGAUCACAGGGAGAUCUAUCACAACUUUGAAGCCGGCGGUGGUGGUCGAGCUCCGCAUCCGCGUAUAGAUCUCAGUGACGUCCCCGGGAUCCUGCCCCCUCCCGCCGUGCACGUCACGCCGUACCAAGAUUCGCCCUCGUACGAAGACUCGCCGCAGCGAGAGACGACGAUACCCCUCACGAGGGUCGAAACCGAGGAAGGCGUACGGUUCCUGUCCGUCGACGCCCCUGAAGGAGAACUGCCUACGCCGCUGAAGCCCCCACCGCGGCGACAUACCUACAGAGGGCCGAGCCCGGAGGAUGGAGGGUACUUUGGCGCUGUUGUAUGGGACGCGUCGGGUCAGCCGCGGCUUCCUAGCGCGUCUCCCGUGGCGUCGAGGAGCAGCUUGGUUCGGGAUAAAGGCGAUUCUGACAGGCCUAGCUAG
Messenger RNA from Colletotrichum fioriniae, 783 nucleotides. RefSeq lists its product as uncharacterized. NCBI's taxonomy places the organism in Eukaryota, Fungi, Ascomycota, Sordariomycetes, Glomerellales, Glomerellaceae. The record is from RefSeq and is a predicted model, not a curated record.